Molecule: messenger RNA, 3082 nt
Organism: Temnothorax curvispinosus
Lineage: Eukaryota; Metazoa; Arthropoda; Insecta; Hymenoptera; Formicidae
Product: plasminogen activator inhibitor 1 RNA-binding protein-like
Exons: 6
Coding region: 162-1493 (443 amino acids)
Cellular component (GO): nucleus; cytoplasm
Molecular function (GO): RNA binding
Source: RefSeq, a predicted model, not a curated record
CCCACGGAUCCGCACGGUGCCGCAGCGGGGUAGACCUCGUGGUGGACUCGGGCUCUCCGACUCGGCCAUAUUGGAUAGUGAAUGACUCCGUUACACAGAGGCUCAAGAGUAGCCGUGAAACCUUCGCAAGAUCCUCGACGCCGUGAGGAUAUCGAGCCAAGAUGGAGAACGAGUACACAGUUACGGUCACGAACAAGUUCCUGCUCGCGCUCGACGAGGGCGAGGACCCUCUGGAGGUGCUAAAAGUGCGCGAGCAGGAGAAGGAAGCGAAGAAGAAGGAGAGGAUCUCGGAGAAGGAGAACAAGACUAAGCAACAGCAGCAUCAACAGCAGCAGCAGCAGCAGCAACCGCAGCAGCAGCCGCAACCGCAGCAGCAGCCGCAGCAGCAGCAACAGCAACAGCAGGACGGUCAGAAGACCGCCAACAACAAGACGCAGAAGAGCCGCGUCAUCAAGGACGCCCAGCAGCCGCCGUCGAAGGCGCAGGAAGCCAAAAAGGAUCAAGCCGAUAAGAAGCCUGCGCAGCCAAGAGCGAGCGGAGGCGACCGCAACGUCAAAUUCUCCGGAGAAUCCCGGGAGGAACGGAACAACAGGCGUAACCGGGAAGACGGAGAAAGGACGCUGCGAGGACAAGGAGAGUUCAGACGAGGACCUCCUGGUGAAGGCCGCGAGACCCGCGAGUUCCGAAACUCGACCGAGACUCAACGCGGCGAAUAUGGGGAGCGCCGUGGCCGCGGUGGUAUGCGUGGCAUGGGUCGCGGACGUGGUGGCCCUCGUGGUGGACGCGGCGGCUUCGAUAAUCGCGGCAAACGCGAGUUCGAUCGUCAGUCCGGUUCUGAUAAAACUGGAAUUAAACCAGUGGAUAAAAAAGAUGGUGCUGGCAGCCAUAACUGGGGUACUCAUAAUGACGAAAUAGAAGAGAGCCUGAAUCAAGAUAGUCAAGAUUGGGCUAAUGAUAAGCCGGAAGCUGAUCCUCAAGCGCCAACCGAGGUUAAGAAUGGAGAAACAACCGCGGAUGCGACUGUUGAGGAGAAACCGGCCGAGGAAGAAACGCGCGAACUCACCCUGGACGAAUGGAAAGCUCUGCGGAGUAACAGAGCGAAGCCUCAAUACAAUUUGCGAAAGGCCGGCGAAGGUGAGGAUCUGACGCGUUGGAAGAAAAUGUACGCUCUUGAGAAGAAGAAGGAGGGUACCGAAGAAGAGGAGGAAGAGGAGGAGGACUACGACGCGGCUGCGGAGUAUCCUCAGCGCGUUGGCAGGCAAAAACGUGUGUUAGGCAUCGAGAUCCAAUUCAGUGACUCACGACGCGGUGCCGGUGGUCGCGGUCGAGGUGGCCGCGGUCGUGGAGGCGACCGCAUGAACGGACGUGGAUUUGGGAACCGUGGUGCUCCCAGAGACGGUGAUACACGCCCACAGAACGAGCAGAGGUCGCCGCGAAGUCGUCAAAACGCUCCGAAGGUAGACGACGAGAAUGACUUUCCUUCCUUGGGAUAGGUAGCUUCAGCUGUUGACUAUACAACAUCCCACCAUUACCGUCACCAUCAGUACAUUUACUACAGAUAAAGCUACAUUAACUAAAACAAAAAAUAUUACUAUCGAGAAUCUUGCGUUAGUGAUAACAUUAUUAAUGCAUAAUACAGUACACCGUUACAGAAAUGAGAUACGUAAUAUUAUCUAAAAAUUCCUCUCGUGACUUGAACGUCACACGUACGCAUUGGCACAUAAUCGUACACAUGAAAAAGUUGCAUGAUGUAUGAAGAAGAAAAAAAAUAGAUAACGAUCCUUUUUUGUACUUGUGGAAAGCCAUUUGUCUGUAACUAGUCCGAGACACCAGGCCAGCGGACGAACGAUCUGUGAAGAGUGAAGCAUAGUCUCUGAACUUGUUAACAAUUUCGAAUCCAUAAAGAUGACAGGAAGACUAUAUAAAGAAGAUUGAGACGGAAGGAGUUUAGGCGAACCAGCAAGCGUAGGAAAAGUAUAUAUACUUCAAGUUACAGUUUCAAUCUGCUUAAAUUCGAAUCGACGAUACGUACCGAAAGAAGGGGAACGUUUGCUGUACACAAAAAGUAAUGGAACGUGGGCUGCGGUAUCGAUCUUGAUCUCGAUGUCGCGUUAAAGGCCUAAAGGAGGCUGGAUGUAGCAUCGAUACGCGCGCGAACAUGUAUAAUAUCUCUUUUUAGGCGUAAAUUUUAAACGCACUUUCUGUUUUAUAAGUUUUAUACGACAUUUGGAAAAGAAGAGUCCUUCCUUACAACACACACACACAUCGGCAGGUUUGAUCACUUGCCAUGCGUAAAGAUGUAAGAAACUUUUAAUAGGGAGGAUCGAUUUCUAUUUAAGAAAACGCAUCCUAAAUAAAUCAUCUACUUAGAACAUGCUAAGUUUGACAUAUAUAUGUAUAUGUAUACAUAGAGAGAGAGAGACUUCCCUUUUGAAUAUGUAGUCGAUCUUGUGCGAAGUGAACGAUUUAAUAUCUGCAACACACAUUGACACAUUGAAUUUUAGGUUAUAUAUAUAUAUAAAUAAAUAUAUAUAAACACACGGAUAUGUAUACAUAUAUGUAUUCUAUUAUAGAUGGAAAAAAAGUGAGAAACGUGAUGCGCAGAGAGGGAAGACAGAACGAAUGAGUCUACACUCAUAUUACUAUGUUACACUUAUGCGUUCACAUAUUCUUAAUUACGAACUAAUAUUAGUUAUUUACUAUAUUUGUUAUACGAUUAAAGAAAUUAUCGCAGCCAAAAGAGUCACCUCAUGUCCAUCAUAGAGACGGAAAAAAAAAGGAAGAUAACAGAAAAAAACGUUACGAAGCUGUUUGAAGCUUAGGUAUAUGUGUAAAUAACAUUUACAAUAAUAAAUUGUGACGAUGAUCGGACACUCUGAACUCGAUUAACUUCAUCAGUCAGAUAAGAUUAUUCUAAGCAGGUUCUUUCUCUUGUUUGUGUACAUCUGUACAGAAAAAAAAGCGUAAGUACAAAAGUAUACUAUUUUAAAUGUCGCGGAAGGGAAAAAAGGAUCCGAAUCUGAGAAAAAAAAACUUAACUCAUUGAGACGUGUUAUGCUAAUAAAGUUGUAAAUGUAAUAAU